Messenger RNA from Menidia menidia (Atlantic silverside), 2282 nucleotides. The record is from the annotation of a GenBank genome assembly. NCBI's taxonomy places the organism in Eukaryota, Metazoa, Chordata, Actinopteri, Atheriniformes, Atherinopsidae.
AGGAAAUGAAGAUAGGGAGUUGUUCUGACCAAGAGGGCUGCCUUGACAUCAUUUAGCAACUUAAUAAAAAAGUUUAACUGAAAAGGCUUUGAAUAGUAAAUUGACACCAAAGAGCAAAAUGAACUUUUCAAUUGUAUUGUGGAUAUGGCUGCUAACAGUCUGCAUCAUCUGGAAACACUGUGGAAUUCAGGGGGACACAGAAGGAGCCACCAGGGCACAAGAUGGGAAUGCUUUUUUUGCCUUACGGAGUUGCCACCAGCUGCUCCGUAGUGAGAGCGGUGAGUUUUUCUCUCCCGACUAUCUGUGCUCCAACCCACCCCUGUGGUGCAACUGGACCAUUCAGGUCCAUCCUGGAAAGAGGAUACAUCUCCACUUGGAGGACUUGACUCCUGAUGAGACCUGCCAAUUCAAGCAGGACCAGAUUCAUGUGGAUGAGCCAGCUGGACAUUCAGGUGGCCACAAGGUGCUGCAGAUGUGCUGGCAAGAGGCCAAGUACACAUCGUCCUCCAACACUCUGUAUGUGGUGCUGCUAAUUGGUGGCUGGCCCAGUCCUUCUUACAGGGGCUUUUAUGCCCACUACCAGGCAUUUGGACCACCAGUUGCAUACAACCCACUGGAAGGCUUUACUGGGAGAAACAAGGGGCUGGAACCAUCUCCUGGACUAACAGAGUUUGAGGAUUUUGGACCAGUUACGAAUGAUGAACAACUGAAGACGGGAAAUUCUCAAGUGAUAUUUAAUUAUUAUGAUCAACAUUUAGACUUGCCUGCAGGGGAGCCCUGGGAGUCUGAGACCACAGAAAGAAUCACAGAGGUGGGUGCAAACUUUUACCCCUCCCCUGAAAACUACAGCCAUGUCUAUCAUGAAUUCAUGGCUGCACCUACAGUGUCGGCAUCAAUCCAGAAGACAUUUCGCUUGGGACGAGGUGUCUCACAUGGCCAGUCUGACUCGGCGGUUCUCCCUCCAUCUCUGCAGCAGCAAGGUGACAGUCAACAUAACGGACUCAAAACCAACACAAACACCUCAGCAGAACAAAGGAAUGCCUCUGAGGCUACCGCUGCAGAGGUUAAGCACAGGCUGCAAAGCAAGGCCAAAGGGGAGAGUACUGGUCACGGUGCUGAGCAAGCUACAGAUGAGCAGAACAGACUGAAGGUCAGUGAGACCUCAGAUCAGCCUCUUUCCUCCUCCCUUAGUCCUAAACUACAGCACAAUGGCCACUACUAUCCUCGCUCCAAGAAGGUGGAACAGCAAUCAGACUACGGAGGCAAUCAGACCAUUAAAAAUAACACUCGAGUUCCACAUCCUCCAGGAGAUUACCUGUUUGAAGUUGCUGUUGAGGUCAAUUUCAGUGAGGAUUUGGAGGAAUCAUGGGACAGCCUGGCCAGAUUACUGCUGUUGUCAAUUAAGACUGUGAUCACCAAGCAUAUGGAUGCUCUGCAUAAACAAGUAUACCUGUCCUCAAAAAGAAUAAAAAGGUUGAAUGCAGGAGCACUGUACAUUCUCUGGCUACAGAUUGGACAAGGGUCUGGAGGUGUGGGCAUUCAGAUGGCUGUCAAGUCUGCUAUGCAAGGACUACUUAACCUUAGAGCUACCUUCAGGAAUGCCGCCAUCAUCUCCGUGUCCUCUGCAGAUGUAAAUGAGUGUGGAACCCAGCUGGUUUUGUGUGACAUUAAUGCAGACUGUGUAAACCACUUUGGCUCAUACUCCUGCCACUGUAGGCCAGGCUUUAACGAUGAGUCUCGCUUUGGAUCAGGAGGAACCAUUUGUGUGGAUGCAAAGGCGACAGAAUGUGGCUCAGGCCUGUCCACUGAGACAAAAGGUGUCUAUGUGCUUUUCUUUCUGCUAAGCUCCCUUAUUCUGACUCUGAUGGUGGUGGCUGGCACACUUUAUCACCGUCACCACCGGGGGGCAUUCCUUGUACGCUGUCAAAGCAAUGGCAGCCUUUCACCUCCUGACGCAAACAACAACAACCACCUCCAUCCACAUGACAGCUACUCAGGCCCUAUUGACACUGACCUACCACCUCCACCACCACCUUCAAGAGCUGUCAGAGAGGGCUGGGCCCCAGCAAAGGACCAUUGCCGGCCUGUGGACCUGCCUCUCCUGCGCUUCAACUCACUAAUGCCACCAGAUGGCUACAUUGAUCCACAAGAUUCUGGAAAAAUGUGAACCAACAGUGGCAAAAUAUAUCAUUAGACUAUCUGAUUUGUUUUUUUUCUUUUUGCAUCUAAAUAAUACUAUAAUCCACUGUGUGUAACCACUACAAUUAAAGUCACAACAAAAU